GUUUUUUAUUUAUAUGUCUGUGGUCCAACUGAGUUCAGAUGGAGUGCUGUGUGUGUGUGUGUAGAUGAGCUGGAGUCAUGAGGCUGUGUUGCUCCGAGUGGUUUUAAUCAGCAGCCUGUUAGGGGAGAAUGGAAAACGUCUGACAGGGCUAAGAACCAAGUCGGGGGACUGCUUCCUGGAGGGCUGCUUGUCGUAGUCCAUUUUGCUCCGGAGACCUCGAACUUCUCACCGGCUGAUGCCAUGGGAAAGCACAAGCCCAGAAGUGAUGGAGAGCACUUGUGUUUCCCCACGGACAAGUCACGUUUCUCCCUUUAUUUCACGCUGGUGAACAGUAGCCACAGUGACUCUUCCUGCAAUGUGGAAACGGGACAACAUUAGAAACCCAUGGUGGCCAUGGCUUGCCGGCAGAUUCUGCCUGGCCGGAGGUGGUGUCGACUUCGCCCGUUCCUGGUGGUUCUGGUGCUGGCUGCUUGUCUUUUCUACCAGACCCUGACACCCUUAAGGACGAGGAGAUACAUUUCACCCGUUGGCAAUGGAGUUCUAUCAGAGAAAGUGGUUUCGGAGUUGGUACAGCACAGGAGGUACAAGGAGAUCUCAGCAAGGCAAGCCCGUUGCUUCCUCCCUUCAAGCAAUCUGCAAGUACGGAAGGAGAUGGAGGACUCCAUUUUUAAAUUCUUUGGAAGUCAGACAAGGGCAGUAAUACUGUACAUCCCGUCUUCCGGCAGUGAACAAGACCUCCUGUUAUAUCGGCACAUCCUUGCACAGCACCGUUAUAGAGUUACAGUCCUUGAAGACAGGAAACUGAGCGGACAUGAAAUCCCCAAUCCAGAUGAAUUAAGCUCUUGGGAUCUUUUGAUUUGCCUAUCUUCCAGCAAAACCGACCACGAAAAUUGCUUAAAUACAGUGGAAUCGCAUGGAGCAACAUUAAUGCAGAAGGCAAAUGCCGUUCCCCAACUACAGCGCCUGCUUUGCAGGAAAGAAGGGUUAUGCCAGAUAGUCAGAACAUUUCCAGAUGUGCAUCUUCCAGUUGCCCUUUCUGCCUGCCCCGAAUCGAACAUUGCGCCUCUUCAUACCGUGAAGUCCCAAGACGAUAACAAAAGGACAAGUUUUACACAAAUGUUGCAUCGGCCGAUCGAGAACUCUCAGCAGCAUCCGUCACCCGUUAAAGACACCUUUAAAAUUCAAGACAUUUCAGUCAUCAUCAAAGUGUACGUGCUGGUGACAUCUUUAACACCUCUGCGGGCAUUCAUUCAUUCAACUGCUGUCGUCUGGUAUCCGCCCAAGAAGAAGCUCUUUUCAGUCAAGCUGCAAGCCUUUUUCGAAACCGUCUUGAAAGGCAGUUCCCCACAGCAGGCGCUGGAGGACAUGAAAGAAGCAAUAACCAAACUCUUAUUGAUAACUGAGGUUUUUAGUGAAGCCCCUUCUUCCGGACCAAAGGCCUCCAGCCAGUGCAGUUCCUGCUUUCAGAUGCUAACCUUUGACGUUGGGCUCAGCCGCUCUAUGGAUCCGGUUGUUCUUGAGGUACAUGAACACUUUGAUUUUCAAGCUGACGGAGAGUCGGAUUUUCAGGACCAAACUGUUAAAGAAACCCUUCUUGGAGAUACUUUCAGAAUUCUCUUAUCAAAUCAGUCAUCUUCCUCUACUUUCUUUGAGGCUUUGCAGAAUGCUUACCGAUCAGCAGGGAUUAAGGAAGAGCAUCUCCCAAAGGAAUCUGACCACUGUCUGACUUUAAAAGAACUAAACCCACUGAUCAAUUUUGUAAAAGAGCUGCAGAAUCUAGGACAAUAUGAAGUGCUAUUCCCCUCCGUUGUUCCCAAGACCCAUUUUUUGAUGCAUGACCUUUAUCGUAUGGUGAAUCCGGGGGAAAAGCUUGGCUCGAUUCUGGCUGUGCAUUGGCUCCUUUCAAAUUUACUUGAACAGAUGCACGUCAUUAACAAAGUACCACGUGCAAACCUUCCAAAGAGGCAAAACAAGGAUUCCAGAAACAUGCCUUGGGUGAAAACCAAACGGUCAAGCCUUAGGACUGGUUACUCAGAGAAGGGUGGCUUGAAAACAAGAUCUCCUGCAAUUAGAGAAAAACAUGAAGGUUUGCGUUUUUUAAAUCUGGCUGAUGAAAUACACUGCAGUCAUGAUAAAGAUUCCCUACCUCAUAUCAAGCAGAUCUCCACCAAUCCACAUUUGGAUUUAAAUCCUAAUUUUGACCCAAAGAUCAAGGAAUACUACUCUGAAGUCCCAUUUGAUGUGGUGACAAUAAAUAUUAGAGCAGAGCCUGCAAACUGUCGCUGUGAAGUCCACCUCGAUGAGAAGAACGGACCAAGUGUUGCAAAUUACCCUCUUGGACUAGGAAUGAACAGAAUAAAUAUCCUGGUAACAGAUAGAUCUCAAUCACCCCACGAGGUUGUGAGCAUGUACAAAAUCAUCAUUUACCGAGAAGACCGCCCAAGCUUGCCAUUGUUUGACGACUUUAUGGUCUGUGGCUUUGUGCAGGAUUGUGGCACACUCAUUCAUCCUGAAGAACCCUGUGGCUUGCAACCUCUCUCUGCUGACUACCUGUCAGCCAUUUCAGAGCCGCAGUUGAAAACAUGUGAAACAGGAGACACAAAAGGACAAUGGAUUGUGCCCUGUCUGAGUUGUUCUGACAACAGAACCUGUGAUUGGAGGCAGAUAACAUGGCAGCCGCACGAUUGUCAGUAUCCCAUUGUGAACAAACCAGAGCUCCAACAAUGUGUAAAAAACAAAAAGGUUCUUUUCAUUGGCGAUUCCACCAACAGAGGGAUGAUGUAUUACUUAAUGGAGAGAGUGAACGAGACCCUCCAAGAAUGGCAAAAGGCUCAUGACAUGAAGUUCUAUCAUAACGUGAACAACGGGGACACUUUUAUCAGCUACUCCUAUUACCCCCAGUUUUGGAUUGACAUAAAGCAAAGACCAACCUUUGAAGAGGCUCUUGAGCAGCUGCUACUCAGAUCACAGCCGCUAGAGAACACAGACCAGACUAUAUUAGUUGUCGGUGGUGUCCAAUGGCUCAAUUUCAACCACUUACAUAUUAUUCAAAAAGUGCUGAAGCGAGCGAAUCUGUCAAAUAUCCUGGUAGUGAUAAAAUCCCUGGGAAUGGGCUUUCACCUGCCAGUGGAUGGAGUGCAUUCCUUGUCACCAGCCGAAGUGCGAGAUCUGUGGAAGGAAAACCGAGCUAUUUUGAACACUGCAAAGCAAUAUGGCUACGAAGUGGUCGACACUUUUAUUAUCACCAUGGGACGGUACAAGGAGUUUUUGCAAGGGAAGUGCGGGUGCCAUUUUCACGAGGUGGUGAAAUCUAAAGCUUCUGAAGGAAGCUCUCCCAUGGCAAUGAUGUUAUCGAGGCCCUAUGCUCUGGGCAAAUUUUUCAACAGCCAAAGCAACCUGAUGAAACUGCAAGCCUAUGCCUCAAAUUCUCAGUCCCCUUAUCAUGUGCGAGGUCCAAUAAACCAGGUGUAUUCAGAAAUCCUCCUCAGCCGCGUCUGUGCAAAUGGCAGGAAGGUUCUUGGAAUGUAACUUUGCUCGGCUGAAGUGCCUCGUUCCAGCCUCCUCUCUUUGCCAUGUGGCGAUGCACAGGCCAUACCAGAUUUGGAUAUUUUAUUUUAUUUUACACACUUCUCUGUGUGGCUGAACAUACCAGCAUAACUCAAGACAUGUGGCACUUUCCGCAAAGCCUUAUAAAAUCAAGAUGUGUCCACACGUAUCGGUGGUUUCAGAACAGGAGACAGAGAAGCACGAGAAAUGGCGGUGAGGGCAAAGGGAGGGGGAGGGCGUUACUUGAAAUACUGCCAAAUGUUUAAACAGUUGUAAGCUAAGCAAAUGUAAUGUUAUAUAGGAUGUGAUAUAUUUUGCCCGAGUAUAGGUACAGAUUAGGAUGCUAUAUCGCCGGUGAAACAAAUCUCAUUCCAUUUUGAAGAGUUUUAUGGCAUAGCAAAA
Molecule: messenger RNA, 3948 nt
Organism: Lacerta agilis (Sand lizard)
Lineage: Eukaryota; Metazoa; Chordata; Lepidosauria; Squamata; Lacertidae
Gene: CPED1
Product: cadherin like and PC-esterase domain containing 1
Exons: 24
Coding region: 385-3528 (1047 amino acids)
Source: RefSeq, a predicted model, not a curated record